AUGGUUGAACUUCAAGUAAAUACUAAUCCUGAUUUGAAAAGUAAAUUAAUUGAAGAACAAUAUUUACAAGAAUCAAAUAAUUUACCAAUUUAUUUAACAAAAAUUGAAGUUGUUGGUGGUGAGUCAUUUUCUAAUCAAUUUUUCCAAAAUUUAUUAUCACCGAUUUUACAAAAUGGUGAUUUAACAUUUAUUCAAUUAGUUAAUAAAAUCAAAUCCCUGCAACUGAAAUUAAUUGAAACGGGGAUUUUUGAUAAAGUUGCCAUUCAAAUAUUACCGGAUAAUUUUUAUUCUUUAUCUUCUAACAAGAUUAAAUCUUAUAAUAAUGAACCUUCAUUACUCACUAAAGUAUUAAUUGAUUUACUGGCAAUUAAUUUAAGUAAUAAUCAAGGGUUUUUCAAUUUUAAUAAUGAAGAAUAUUUAAAUUUAAAAUUAAAUCAUAUUAAUCAUAAUUUCAAUGGUAAUGGGGAAUUAAUAUCAAUUGGUGUAGAUUAUAAUCCUUAUAAGCCUUUAGAUCAUUUAAUUGCUAAUGGGAAAUUCAUAUCAUAUUUGAAAAAUCCUAAAUUCAAAUUUUUGAUUGAUUUACAAUUAAAUCAAGAAAAUAAUGAAAUUUGGCAAGAUACAAAACAAGAAAUUAUUGGUGGGAAAUUAGGUUUACUAUAUGGAAACAGCACCACCAAUGAUUUGAGUGUUUUCACUGGGUUCCAACUUUUAAAACGUAAUUUAAUUAAUUUAGAUGAUGGCAAUUUUGAUUCAAUUAAAUUUUUCAAUGGCCAAUUUUUAAAAUCAUCGAUUUUAAAUCAAUUAAAAUAUCAAAAAAUUGAAUAUUUACAUGAUCAACUGAAAAAUUUCCCUAAAAAUGGUUAUGAAUUAUUAUUCAAUGGAGAAAUUUCUUCAAAUCAAGAACAAUUGAAUACUAAUAAUCUUAAUGAAUUUAUUAAAACUGAUUUACUGAUUAAUUUAUAUAAAUCAUUAUUUAAUGAGUUUUUCACUACUAAAUUCCAAGCUCAAUUAGGUGGAAUAUAUUCAUUCAAUAACAAUAAUAACGAUAGUAAUAAUAAUAAUAAACUUACACCAAUUCAUCCUUCAGAUAAGUUUUAUUUAGGUGGUUAUAAUUCAUUCCCUGGAUUUUCAAAAAAUAGUGUUGAACUACAAGGUGGUGAUCAAUAUUAUAAAUUACAAACCACAUUAUAUUCAAAAAUUCCAACCCUUUUAUAUGCUCCUCCUCCGCCAUCAGCAAGCACUAUUGGACUUGGCAAUGAACAAGAUUUAAAUCCAUUAAGAAUUUAUGCUACAGGGAUUAUUGGAAAUGUGGUUAAUUCAUCUAAAGCCAAUUUAUUAGAAGAUGAAAAUGGAGCAAUUAGUUAUGGCUUUGGAUUGAAAUAUUUUAAUAAUUGGGCUAAUUUUGAUAUUGGAUAUUUUUUCAGUAAAAGAUUAGCAUUCAAUAAUGAUACUAAUAGUGUUAAUACUGCUGGUAUUAAAGAUGGUUUACAUUUUUCAAUUUCAAUUGGUGGUUCCAAUAAUAACUAG
Candida albicans SC5314 is the source of this 1527-nucleotide messenger RNA. RefSeq names its product Sam51p (gene SAM51). The transcript has a single exon. The record is from RefSeq and is a predicted model, not a curated record. The coding region runs from base 1 to 1527 and encodes 508 amino acids. NCBI's taxonomy places the organism in Eukaryota, Fungi, Ascomycota, Pichiomycetes, Serinales, Debaryomycetaceae.